AUGGGCCGCGCGCAGCUGCAGGAGAAUACCGACUUCGCUAAACGUGUGAUUAAGUCGGAUACAUCGCCUGAGCCGGUGACGCGCGUGCAGCCGAAGAUUUGCCUGGAAGGCGGUGCGCUUGUUGUCGACGGCGAGGGCACGCUCCUAGCCACGGAGAGUAGCAUCCUCAACGACAACCGCAAUCCCGGUCUCUCACGGGAGGAGAUCGAAGCAGAGCUCCGUCGGUUGCUGGGCGUCGAGAAGAUUGUUUGGUUCCCCGGUAACAAGGGUCUGGAUGUGACGGAUGUGCAUGUCGACGCCGAGGUCAACUUCAUCCGGCCGGGCGUGGUUGUGCUCUCACGCCCGCAUCCAAGUGCGCCCCAGGCAUGGUGGAAGGUUCACAACGAGAUUCGACAGAUUCUGGAGCAGUCGACCGACGCAAAGGGGCGGCGCUUUGAGGUGCACAUCGUGGACGAGCCCGACCCGAAGUGCCUAGUUUGGAGAUGCGCAGCGCGAUCGCGAGGCCGUGGAACUGUGCCAGAGACUGUGUCCGGAGCGAGUCGUUCGACCGGUGCAUGUGCGGGCGCUGGCUUUGGCGGGAGGAGUCAUUCACUGCUCGACACAGCCUGUGAUUGCGGUGGAUUAGUUGCGUCUCUCCCAGCUUCUGCCAUUCCCCCGGGGAUGCUCUCUCCCGCCGAGUCCAUCACCGAGACGAACCGCUACCAGCGGGUGAAUGUCAUGAACAUCCCUCGCACCUGCGGCCUGCUCUCCGCCCGUGAAUUGGACAUUACAGAGCAAUACGAUGUCCACGGGCUGCUACAGUCUAUUGCGGAGAAGAAGUUCUCCUCGGAAGAGGUGCGAGCUGCGAUCGCCCAGCAACUCACCCGCUGCUUGACGGAGCCACUCUUCGACCGCGCCAUCCAGCGCGCAAAGUCCCUGGACCAACAUCUCCAGCAGGCCGGAACCCCCGUCGGUCCUCUCCACGGCCUCCCCAUCACCGUCAAGGAUAGCUUCAACAUCAAGGGCGUCGACUCGACGACCGGCAUCGCCGCCCUGGCGUUCCAGCCCGCCACCGCCAACUCGCCCCUCGUCGACCUCCUCGAGUCCCUCGGCGCCGUCAUCGUCGCCAAGACCAACAUUCCGCAGACGAUGGGCGCCCUGGACAGCUGCAACCACCUCUUCGGGCGCACGCUCAACCCGCUCAACCGCCAGCUGACCGCGGGCGGUAGCACCGGCGGCGAGGGCGCAUUGCUCGCCCUGCGCGGGUCUAUGGUGGGCUUCGGCACGGACAUCGGUGGCAGCAUCCGCAUUCCCGCCAUGUGCCAGGGCAUCUACGGGUUCAAGCCCAGCGUCGGCCGCGUGCCGUUCGGCGGCCAGGACGCCGGCCACGCGCCGGGCAAGUCGCGCAUCGCCCUGCAGGCCGUCGCGGGCCCGCUGGCCCGCUCUGUCGCAGACCUCGGCGCCGUCAUGGCAGAGAUUGUGCCCCGCGCCGAGCUCUUCGCUGAGGACUGCAUUCCCGGCCGCUGGGAGGGCAGCUUCCCUGCCGAGCCGUCGCGCAGCGUCAUCACCAUCGGCGUGCUGCGCUCGGACGGUCUCGUCGAGCCGCUCCCGCCCAUCGCCCGCGUGCUGGACGAGGUCGCCCAGAUCCUGCGCCGGACCCCCGGCGUUGACGUCGUCGAGAUCCCGGUGCCCGCUGGUCUGGCCAAGUGCCAGGCAGUCGCGGGCCGGUUGAUGGGUGCUGAUGGCGGGAACGCCAUGAUGGAUCUGAUCGAGUCCACGGGCGAGCCGUUGAUCCCCUGGUUGCAGGGGCGCACGAAGCGCGGCCGCGAGCUGACUGUGUCGCAGCUGGGCCAGCUGCAAGCGCAGCGGUCGCAGCUCGAGCGCGAGAUGCGGCAGAUGUGGAUGGCGGAGGGCGGGCGGCGUGUCGAUGCCAUCAUCCACCCGCUAGCACCGCAUCCGGUGCCCGAGCUCGAUCGGUACAAUGCCGUCGGGUAUACAUCGAGCUUUGUGCUGUUGGAUUACCCGGCAGGCGCUGUACCCGUGCGGGCGUUUAAGGAGUCGGACUUGGAACUGGGCAAGGAGAUGGCGACGCCGGUGCUUGGAAGCUGGGACAAAGCCAAUCGGCAGUUGUGGGACGAGAAAACGGUCGAUCGUCGGGUGUACCUGGACUCGCCGCUGAGUAUCCAGGUGGUGACUCCCAGACAGCACGACUACGAUCUGUUCCGGGCGAUGGAGCUCAUCGAUCGGGCGAUUCAAACUCACGAGAAUGCGAAGCAGGCUAGCCCGAAGCUGUAG
This is a messenger RNA of Aspergillus terreus NIH2624, 2274 nucleotides long. Its product is annotated as putative general amidase. The record is from RefSeq and is a predicted model, not a curated record. The coding region runs from base 1 to 2274 and encodes 757 amino acids. Gene Ontology annotation, molecular function: protein-arginine deiminase activity. The transcript has 5 exons. Gene Ontology annotation, biological process: putrescine biosynthetic process. NCBI's taxonomy places the organism in Eukaryota, Fungi, Ascomycota, Eurotiomycetes, Eurotiales, Aspergillaceae.